This is a messenger RNA of Macrobrachium nipponense, 3439 nucleotides long. RefSeq lists its product as uncharacterized. NCBI's taxonomy places the organism in Eukaryota, Metazoa, Arthropoda, Malacostraca, Decapoda, Palaemonidae. The record is from RefSeq and is a predicted model, not a curated record. The coding region runs from base 1477 to 2487 and encodes 336 amino acids. The transcript has 5 exons.
UUAUUGAAUGUGGCGUACAGAAGAGAGGCAGGAGCAAAUGAAAUGUGCCAUAGAAAUUGAUGGGAGGAAUAAUUGUUCUCAUGUGUAUAGGUAAAUACCAUGGGAGUUCUUAAGAGUAGCAAAAGUCAAAGUUAAAAUUGUAUAUAGAAAAUUUUUAGAAAAUGCUUUGUGUUUGAUGCUAAUAACCACAGGAAACUUGAAUAUGGAUUGGCACCAGGAACCAGUUACUAUGAGGAAUUGAGUGGUACUCUGCCCUCUGUUUUGAGAAUACUACCCAAUGGAACUACAGAUUUACUUCGUACUUCAAGACUUCAGGUAACUGUCAUAUCACUCUCUUUGUCACUAGCAUGUUCUUUAUACGUCGAUUUGAAACCUUUCAUAUUGCGUUUAAAAUUAAUAUAAGUAUUAUUUAAGAUGAAAGUUCCGAAAUAAUUUUGGCAUGCUGGUACACAAGGAAUUUUUUCAGAAAUAUAUAUUUUCUUUUAAGGCACAAUACUAAGAUCAAUGGUAUAUGGAUUUCUCACGAAUAAAACUAAAGAAACUCAAUAUGUAGAUAAAUUGAUAAAUCAAGGUGUAUUCUCAAUGCCUUCAGUAGCGGACAGAGAGCAUCAAAAGGAAAGAGAUUUCACGAAUUUGUGUUUAACAUAAUAUCCCCUAAUCUCAAUGUACUUGGUCCGCCAAUGCUUAAGCAUUGCUAUCUGGUCCUAUAAAAAAGAAAUCUGGCACCUAGACCUCCAAAUAUUACAACAUCGAUAAUUCUUUAAUGUGUUAACACAGGUGGGAUUGGAAGCAUAAGGAAAACCGCAAAAAGUUUUCGCAAGUGUUGCAUUUUGAUAUGAUAAUCCCCUAUCAGUGGUUUGACCUCUUUCCAAGAAAUAUACGUAUCAUGAUAAUUCCCACAGAUCUCAUUGCCAUUUGAAGUCACAUGACUAAAAUAUUGUAAGAAUCAUAUUGUUUCCAUGGCUUGCUUUGAAUAUUUUAUUCAAGACCAAGAUAGUGAACUUGCAAGUAGUGACUUUUGAAAGCACUUACGUGCAAAAUAACUAAGUUCUUGUGCAUGGAUGCAUUGUGCAUUCAGAUGAAAAAGUUUUAAUGACUAUUCUUACUGGGAGAGGGACUGAAUAUUUUGCAAGUUAUAAGCUAUCAAUUAAAUCAAAAACUAUAAGUACAUGCAUGCAAGUAAGCAGUGACUAUUAUUAAUUAAAAAGAAAAUAUCAUAAUUCACUCAGUUUAUUGCAUACUUCUUUCUCUAUGAUUUAUUUGUUUUUGUUUUUUGUUUGUAUGAUGUUUUUACGUUGCAUGGAACCAGUGGUUAUUCAGCAACGGGACCAGCAGCUUUAAGUGACUUCCGAACCACGUCGAGAGUGAACUUCUAUCACCAGAAAUACACAUCUCUCAGUGGAAUGUCCGCGAAUCGAACUCGCGGCACCGAGGUGGCACGCCUACACCAUACCGACCACGCCACUGUCUUUCUCUAUGAAUCUAAUUUCGUAUGUUUUUCAACAGAUAACCGGUGGAAGACUAAGCUAUCUGGACUGCAGCAUAAGACUGUAUGAUGAAGCUGAAGUCAAGAAAUGUUCGGCAUUGCGCCAGAAGGGCCAAGAUGGUCCUUUGUGGAUUGCGUUUUAUGGCGAUUCCAAAAUUCGAGACAAAUUCGUAAAUUUCCUGGAAAUGACGCGAAAUUUCAACUGGCAUAUCUACAAUAACACCAUAAAGGAAAAGACAUCAACCACGUGGAAGGCUUACUCGACGGCUCACAAAAAAAUUCAUUAUUCUGUAAGUGUUGCCGGAGACCACGAUGCCAAAUUAGAUUUUAUUUGGGCUGGAAAAGGACUUGAUAUCUACAAUAAGUCAGAAGUGACCGGAAGUGAACUGAAGUUCUGGGCACAUAAUGCUUCGAGAGUACCGAAUUUAGUAAUCGUAGGUUUUGGCUCAUGGACCGUUGUCUCAGGAUCAGUAACAGACAGAGAAAGUCUGAACCAGUUCUCUGAAUGCGCAGACGUAUGGCAGAGCAUGGCGAAGGUCCUCAGCGUUCUAGCAGCGCGCACCAACGUCCUUGCAUGGGCACAGUCAAGAACUAGAGAAUUUACGGCUUUGUCUCGUAUUAAUGCUGUCAAGGUAAAUAAAGAAGACUUCUCGAAGCAGCAAAGAGGAACUGUUCUCGUUCAACAACUAGAUCAUAUUCUCCAUUACUCCAGACUCUUCUCUUCCACGGCCGAAUGGAUCGACGAAGUCAUGCACAUGGCUCUCCAGGACACAGGUGUUACCAUCUGGGACUCGACGUUGCCAAUGAACCUCCUCAACAUUCAAGAAUGCCAAGUCCUUCAUGACUCCGGGAUGACCUGGCAUCCCACUUACACCGAUCACUCUUGCCACGAUGAUAUCCACAGUGACGCUUACACGGUCAGGGAUGAGAACAUGAUGAUCAUUAACCUUCUAUGCAAUCCAUUUAUAGAGGGCAAUGGGACAUAUUGUUGUACCAAGUAGCAUUGUGAAAAGUAUUAUGAAAUAAUUAUCCUAGAAAAUACUGUUUAAGUCUUUAUUGUUAACUACAGAAGUACGGGUUGCCCAUCAAGGCUUAACUAUGAUUUGCAGUCCUGAAUUCUUGGAUGAAGAGCUGAAAUACCUGAGAGAGAGUUUUAGGAGAUUAGGAUACCCUAAGUAUUGGUGGGAACAGGCACACAUUAAGGCAAGAAAAAACCAUUUCGGGGAGAGGGAAAAGAUGGAACAGGACCAUUCGAAAGGGAAGAAAACAAUUACAGUCUCGGAAAACACAUCAUUCAUCCAUCAACAGAAAGCUAGAUAAUUUCAAAUUGAUCGGCAGUUACAAACACACCAUUAGGAAUAAAAUAUAGUUAGAAAUAAAAAGUUGGUACAGGGGGGAGAGGAAAGAGGGGCGUGUAUAGACUGUGAAGAGUGUUACUUUGGCGAAAGCGGCAAAUCAUGCAAGGAAUGAAGCAAACAAUACAUGCAAAACAUAAGGCACUACAAUCAGACGUCGGCAGUCGCCAAGCACUGUUGGGAAAUAGACCAUAAAACAGAUUGGGAAAAUAUGAUUUUUUUUUGUACAGGAACACAAACAAAACAGCCAGACUGAUUGCAAGGAAUGCCUUCAUAACACGCACAAACAAUGUAAGGGCAAGCAACACAGGAAACGGAUUUGAAGACAGCCAAUCAAGAAAAAUCAUACACUUUACAAUAGAAAAGAAACAAAACACAAGAAACCCCACACAACAUCUGGAAGGAUCGGCGGUCAGAGAAAGGUCAAGGUCACGAAGGUGGGGUCAUCCAGGAGAUGAAGGGUAAUAACAGGAGUAAGGAGUUCAAUCCUCUUCCCCACACACAUGUAAAUACAGCUGGACUACAUCUCCAGUCAUUCCAUGGACGCUUGACAAUGAGGACUAUUAAACCAGGAAAGCUUGUAACUUUUUUGAAUAAA